Messenger RNA from Trifolium pratense (red clover), 720 nucleotides. Its product is annotated as ABA-responsive protein ABR18-like. Lineage: Eukaryota; Viridiplantae; Streptophyta; Magnoliopsida; Fabales; Fabaceae. The transcript is spliced from 3 exons. The record is from RefSeq and is a predicted model, not a curated record. Gene Ontology annotation, biological process: abscisic acid-activated signaling pathway; defense response. Bases 114 to 587 code for a protein of 157 amino acids. Gene Ontology annotation, molecular function: protein phosphatase inhibitor activity; abscisic acid binding; signaling receptor activity. Gene Ontology annotation, cellular component: nucleus; cytoplasm.
AUAACCUCAUAAGCCAACACACCAACAUAAACAUCUUGUUCUCAAACAUAUAUUGGUAGCUAGUGUUAAUUAAUUCCCCUUUAGAACCUCAUCACCAAAUUAUCAAACCAAACAUGGGUGUCUUCACAUUUGAGCAAGAAACCACCUCUACUGUUGCACCUGCUAAGCUUUACAAAGCAGUUGUACAUGAUGCCGAUGACAUUAUCGUAAAGGCUGUUGAUGAAAUCAAAAGUGUUGAAAUCGUCGAGGGUAAUGGUGGCCCUGGAUCCAUCAAGAAGCUCAAUUUCGUUGAGGGAGGACAAAACUUGUAUGUGUUGCACAAAAUAGAAGCAAUCGAUGAAGCAAACUUAGCAUAUAAUUACAGUAUUGUUGGAGGAGCUGGCAUUCCAGACACAGUGGAGAAGAUAUCAUUUGAGGCUAAAUUGUUUGAAGGCCCAAAUGGAGGAUCUAUUGGAAAAAUGACAGUUAAAUACCAUACCAAAGGAGAUGCUAAGCCUGUUGAAAAGGAAGUUGAAGAAGGCAAGGCUAAGGGUGAUGCUCUUUUCAAGGCUAUUGAGGGUUAUGUUUUGGCUAAUCCUAAUUACUGAUCCAUCUUCCAAGUUUGGCUACUAUCAUCAAUAAUUAAUAAUAAUAAUAAUAAUAAACAAAAACAUGCUUGUUAGUUUUGUUGGUGUCUUUUUAAUGUAAUAAAGUGUUAUGUUGUCGAUUUCACAUUUUGAU